Lactuca virosa is the source of this 2021-nucleotide messenger RNA. The record is from the annotation of a GenBank genome assembly. NCBI's taxonomy places the organism in Eukaryota, Viridiplantae, Streptophyta, Magnoliopsida, Asterales, Asteraceae.
GGAUGGAAUGAUACUUGUAACUUGUGUGAUCUGAUAGAUUCGUUACCCCUAUUAUAGAUUUCAUUGCAUAUAAAACCUCCACUAAACCCCUCACUCCUUUGAAAUUAGCUUUACGAAAAUGAAUCCAACAACGUUAAGCCCUAUGCUUCAUUCUUUAUCGCAGUCCAACAAUCCAUCCAGUUGUAUUACUACUUCUCCACCUGCAAUCUUUCUUCUCAAAUGGAAUUCUUGAAAGUUGUAUCACAUCAAUGACUGGGGAUUCUCAAUCUCGUACAAGUGUCAAACCUUCAAUCAACUAUAGAUAUAAUCCUCAUGGAGGACCUUUUUUUGACCUUGUGGAUGUUACUCGUGAAGAUUAUGCUCCCAGUUCCCAUGAUAACAGGAAACAACCUUCUCAAAAAGCUGAAUCCAGGUCAUCAUCCAUAGUCAGCACUACUGAUCUCAUAUCAGGAGCUGGACAAUUAUGGAAUUUUGCCACCUCAUCUCUUCCCGUUUUACGCCAUAGAACAUCAACACAGAACAAUGAUAACCUUCAAAAAGCAAACACAUUUUAUUAUCCAGCAGAAGAAGGGAAUGUAAUUGCAUCUAUUCCCUCUGAAACUCAGAAUGUCUCGAUCAAUCUUAAAGCUAAAACUCAUGUUUCACCUACAGUAGAUGUGCAAAAAGACCUGGAUUCUUUACAUGUAGCCAAAAAACUCUCUUCUUUUGAUUGUUUCAGUGAUUCUCACCAUUGCUACCACCUUCUGAGAUCCUGCAAAGAAAAAAGGAUUUCUAGUGUAAUGAUCUCGAAUGAAUUCCAAAAUGUAUAUGGAUGGAUGACUGACAUACAGCUUUCAGGAGCAAAGUAUAAGAAAAGAACCGAUUACUGCUCUAAUGCUGUAGAAAUAAAUGGUGUUGAAACAAUCGAUCCAGAUGAUGCUACUAGACUUAAUGAUGUGACUACAUCACAUGAAAAUACAAACAAUAUGAUCAAAACUAGUGCAAGUGUUAUGUCUCUGUGCUCAGAUUAUCUUCUUCAUCCUAUAGAAGAGAAAGAGAACGACUUAAGUGAGAUCAUAGAGGGACAAGAUAGUAAAUUUGUCAACCAUGAAGUUUGUACAUCAACAUCAUAUAAACUUGCAAAACAAGAGCAUGCUUUUGCUGGAGCAUUUGCUGGAAUAUUUGUUAGCCUGUGUCUGCACCCCAUGGAUACAGUGAAGACUGUCAUUCAGUCAUGUCCAACAGAUCAAAGAUCCAUUCCAUAUAUUAGCAAGUCAAUUAUAUCUGAAAGAGGUUUAUCAGGACUUUAUCGCGGAAUCACAAGCAAUAUUGCUUCUUCAGCACCAAUUUCUGCAAUUUACACUUUCAGUUAUGAAUCAGUAAAGGGGGCUUUGCUUCCCCUUUUUGCCAAGGAGCAUCAAUCAUUGGCUCAUUGCAUAGCUGGAGGUUGUGCAAGUGUUGCCACAUCAUUUGUUUUUACUCCAAGUGAGCGAAUAAAGCAGCAGAUGCAAGUCGGCUCACAUUAUCACAGCUGUUGGAAUGCUUUUUGGGGGAUUGUUGGGAAGGGAGGCUUUUCAUCAUUAUACAAUGGAUGGGGAGCUGUACUUUGUAGGAAUGUUCCUCAUUCUAUUAUCAAGUUCUAUACAUAUGAGAGUUUGAAAAAGCUGAUGUCUUUGCAUCAAGCACAUGCUCAACCAACCACACUAUCAACGCUAUUAUGUGGAGGAUUAGCUGGAUCUACUGCUGCUUUGUUUACAACUCCUUUUGAUGUGGUGAAAACAAGAUUGCAGACACAGAUACCUGGAUCUGUAAACCGUUAUCAUGGUGUUUUUGACACUCUUAAAGACAUAGCCCAACAUGAAGGACCCAAGGGUCUAUAUAGGGGGUUGACUCCAAGAUUGGCCAUGUACAUGACUCAGGGAGCACUAUUUUUUGCAUCUUAUGAGUCCUUUAAAAGGGGAAACAAAUCAAUUGAUUCUUGUGAAGAUGGAUGGAUGGAUGGAUAUGAUUGUUUUGAUUCUUUUAGUUUAGGUGUCAUAUGA